UUAGCAUUAUACAGUUGGUAGAAUUUUAAUAUUCAAGUCCAAACAUUUAAGAAAAACAUAUAAUUUUGUAUAAAAACUCAUUAAAUAGACUGAAACUGCUGCUGAAAAGGGUGAUCAUGGCCAACGUGGAAUCUAUGAUUGUGGAGGAGAAGCCGCAAGUUAAGCAGAUUGACCGUGAGAAGACCUGCCCGCUGUUGCUACGCGUAUUCUGCUCGACCGGACGCCACCACUCCGUCUCGGAGUACACGUUCGGCAAUGUGCCCAGCAACGAGCUCCAGAUCUACACCUGGCAGGACGCCACUCUGCACGAGCUGACCUCACUGGUGCGCGACGUCAAUCCGGAUACGCGCAAGAAGGGCACCUACUUUGACUUCGCCGUGGUGUACCCGAACUUCCGGAACGGACACUUUCUAAUGCGCGAAAUCGGGGUUACCUGCACCGGGCAGAAGGGCAUCGACGACAACAAGACACUGGCCCAGGCCAAAUUCAGCAUCGGUGACUUCCUGGACAUCUCGAUCACACCGCCGAACCGGCUACCUCCCACCGCCAGACGCCAGCGCCCCUACUGAUGAUGAUGGAUGCGCCGCCGAUCUCUACAAACUAAUAAUCCUUUUUUAUUCUUUCACUUGACACUCAAUGAAGUAUGGACAUAAUUAUAAGUGGAAUACAAAUUAGAAGACGA
Drosophila kikkawai is the source of this 682-nucleotide messenger RNA. It is a transcript of the gene Bin1, whose product is annotated as histone deacetylase complex subunit SAP18. Gene Ontology annotation, cellular component: nucleus. Lineage: Eukaryota; Metazoa; Arthropoda; Insecta; Diptera; Drosophilidae. The record is from RefSeq and is a predicted model, not a curated record. Gene Ontology annotation, biological process: negative regulation of DNA-templated transcription. Gene Ontology annotation, molecular function: transcription factor binding; transcription corepressor activity.